Molecule: messenger RNA, 352 nt
Organism: Ambispora leptoticha
Lineage: Eukaryota; Fungi; Glomeromycota; Glomeromycetes; Archaeosporales; Ambisporaceae
Source: the annotation of a GenBank genome assembly
AUGAAUUAUAUUACUGCACUCUCUCAAAAUUCGCCGACCGCAAUAUCCGAUGCUCUCUCUCAAGAAGCUCAUUCUCGUGCUUUAUUUGCUUCUGAUCCUGAUCAUAUUUCAUUGAAAAAUCCAUACUUGAAUUUAAUUAAUGUUUAUCAACAUGAAUCAAUUUGGAAGUCAAAUAGCUCCAAGAAUGCUUCAGAUGAUUGCACGAUCAUCAUGCCAUUGGAAGAAAAACGUCGACGAAAAGAUGGUGAUUUGGCUAUUGAACCCGGUGGAAACGAACGAUUUUUGAGGAAUUGGCAUUUUUUUACUGAAGGCACUCUCAAUGGACUUGAUUGGCCGAAUGUUUUUGCCGCAG